This is a messenger RNA of Acanthoscelides obtectus, 7153 nucleotides long. Lineage: Eukaryota; Metazoa; Arthropoda; Insecta; Coleoptera; Chrysomelidae. The record is from the annotation of a GenBank genome assembly.
CGUUACGCCGUGAGAACGUAUACUCGCAAAGCAGCGAGGCUCCGUGUCGUUGUGAUUGUCGGGACUUCAAAUCGGGCAAAUUUCCAGUAAAGUGCUAAAGGAGCCUUUAAACCAACAAUAUUUUUUAUUGCAAUAUAGGGAUAUUACUAUGGCAACUAUCGCCCAGCCUUAAUGAUCAAAUUGCCCGUCUAUAAUAUCUAGGUUAAGAAAUUUACAGCCAGGCACCCCUUGCUACAACGCUACAACUAACAAGCAGUUUUUUUUCUUACCACGGACAAAUAUAAUAUAGAAUCAAUUCAGACGUUUCCAUCAAUUCUAUAUUCAUUAACAUUCCUGUAUUAAUAUUAAGAUGCUCAAUGCGUUCGCUUCGCCCGGGUCUACCCUAUGUGUGAAAUCAAUGUUUCCCCAGACGUUUCUUGGUAAAACCUUAAUUUGACGGCACUAAAGUCGCCGUUGAGCAUCGGCGCCUAGCGACGUCGGCGCCUCGUUCCACCGUCACUGCCAACAAAAAUGGCGGACAUCGUCGGGGUGCUCUGCUAAACAGCUGUUUGAUAUCAUAGGAAAAUCCAACUUUUCCUUGGUUACGUGGAAUGAUGAGGUGGUCAGCCAGAAGAAAAGUGGGUUGUAUGAGCAGAAGAUGAGGAGAAACGCUCACAGCCAGUCUUCCAAUUUGCAACUAGCAGACCAAGGAGAUGACCAGGAUUGUAUCAAUGCUUCUUCUGGAGCUUCUGCCAUUGCCUCCUCGCCUUCACAGAUACUGGAUCGAGUCCAAUCGGAUCGCGUGACAGUGACAAAACCCGAAGAGGACCGACGGAGGCGCACCAUCAUCGUAGAGAAAAAGAACGACAGCUUUGGUUUUACAUUACAAAGUUACGGGAUACAUUACAAGAGAGAAAAAGAAAUUGAGAUGAUCACCUACGUGGACUCUGUGGAUUAUGAUGGACCGGCCUACAAGGCCGGCAUGAGGGAAGGAGACGUCAUCUUAUCCAUAAAUGGAACGGAUAUGGAAAGAGCAGAUCACAAAACAUUAGUGAACUACAUCAAGAACUGUGAAUCAAGAAUGAGAAUGGUAGUCCUAUUCGAAGAUUGCGUCCGAAAGGUGGAACUCCAUAUGAAAUACAUCCAACUGCAACGCCUCCUCCAAGCGAAAAUGGACGAACUGGACCGCUUGUGCAUCCGCGAACGCAAUCUACUGGAAGGCAAAUGGAAGACGCACAGUCUGCCCGCCCGCAAGAAGGCGUCGUCAUCGAUUAGCGCCGCAUCUGGAGGGGAAGUAAUGGGAAGUGGAGGGGGUGCGACCACGCCCACUCAGCCGCCGUACGGGACGUACUGUAGGCCUACCGUGUCCACGGAGGAUGUGGCCAAGGUUGCUAGGCAACACGAGACGAAACAUGUGCAACAGCCGCCACUGGUGUUCGCUUAUCAGUAUAUGGACACGCAUUAUAGAUAUAUGAUCCACCCCGUAUCCAGUUCCAGCGGAGAAUAUCUGCUAAGUUUUGAACCACCAAGGUAUAAAGAACAAGGUCAUACCUCAAAACCUCCCACUGAAAAGCAGUCGAGGGGAAACCAGACAACAAGAAAUACAACGACAUCUGAAAAGCCUAAGAAAACACACGGCCCUUAUUACAACUAUGCGGGACAACUUUGUAAUCCUUGUCUCCAGGUGUCAAAUAACGGUGACAAUACAAGCCUAGAUGCCUACGACCUAGCUAGUCCGUGUUGCGACCCCAGGUGCGUGCCUUCAAGUCGACGUAGGUCUCGAAGCCACAAGGACCCCAACAAGAAAAGAGAUUCUAAGACUGAAGAGACUCAGACAGACCCUCAACAGACGAGGAACCGAAAUACAUCACAUUCCCAACAGAACACCGCGCAACACUCAUCGCAACGAGAGACUGUUCAAAGUUACUCAGCACCGCGGAGGUACUUCCAGAUCGGGGCAGGCCUAGUUAGUCAAUGCAGUCUACAUUCCUGUACAUCUAGUGAAAUUAGCAACGUAGUGCCAACCACGAUGGGCGAAAGCUCCGUGAACAGCUACACGACAUCCUUGAGCACCGAUACGCUUUAUUGGGACGGUUCCUGUGAUAACUCUAGACAAUUAAGUUUGAAGUCCAACAAGCACGAUCAACACCAACACCACCAAAGAUACUCUUCGACGUCUUCAUCCCAGCACCAAGAUCAACCAAUCUACGUCCAAUACGGUCAGGUGAAGCCUAAGUCAUGGGACAAUCUUACCACCAAGGCCAUUGGGGGCUAUGGGUUCGGUUACGGAUACUUGGACACCACCGCAAAGAAGACCAAGUCCCAAGGCACGCAGUACGUGAGGAGUGAUAGUAAGCCAAGUGGUGGGGGAAGUAGCAGUGGUAGCUCAACUCAAACUCAUUAUACUCAACAUGUUCAUCGGAGGUGAGUUUUGAGGAGCAUGGAACCCAAAUUAGAAUAAAUCUAUGUAAUGGCAACCUUAUUGCGUAAAAAUUGCUGUCAAACACAAAAUUCGUAUUAUGUACCACCUACAAACUAUGUAACCUAUAUGCCGCAAACGCCACCUAUGCAGAGAUAGUGCAAUGACCGUUUUGCUGUCGUUUUGGUAAAAUCAUUGCAAAUGGAUGUUGUCAGCAUCAUCACUGGUUUCCUUCCUGCUAGUCUGCUACCAAAACGGAAAAGAGUAGCAUAACACACCGUAUACCAGUUAACACGACGCGCAUCGAUACAAAGGCUACCGCGUCAGCAGUGGUGUACGAUGUGCAUUUUAACUUCGUCUACUAGCGAGAACAUAUUGUAGUCGCGUAAAAUUUCGGAAAUGAGAUUAUGUUUUCUUGAUAUUAUAUCAUGGAAAAUCAUGUUACUCAUUUUAUUUUAUAACUUGGGAAGUACCGCUUGAAUUUUGAUGAAAUUUACUGCUAUGCCAAGGACGAAAAAAAAGAGAAAAUUGAAAACGCUCAAAGUUCGUUUUUUAGCGUUUCAUAGACUCCAUAUCAUUUUUAGAACAUUUUGUAUAGGGGCUUGCGGGUUGUAGGGGGUGGGCGAGGGUAUAUCUCAUUUUUUUGUCGGGAUUAUAGUACGAUCUUCACACAUCAUUGCCCGAUCUCAAGUUAUAGUAUCGUGGCUGGUGCUUAUGGCAUGCUUGACUGGUGUGGUUCAGCACCGUUGCCAUAUAGUCGAUACUUAGGGCAGGGAAGAAACUAGCGUUAGCGUUAUUAAAUGGAGUAUAGACUAAUUACAUGAGUCCGUUUGGCUGACUUGAUCCGUUUAAUUUUCUCUUAUAUAUGUUUGUAGCUCGCUCUAAGCGACUUCAACCGAACGCAAUCCUUUAUGAAGUGAUGACAGCGUUGCGUGGGAAGUGCAGAGUCAAUCUACCUGACGCCAUUUUUUACGAAAUAAGGAUGCCGUUAAGAAACGCAUGUUGUAGCUUUGUUUAGAAACCUUCGUAGAAGACAAUUCCAGGUGAAAUCAGGUUAUGGAUCAUUUCAGGCUUUUUGUGCGUAAGUCACUCAGAAAAACCUGAAGUUUUUCAAUGUAUCCACCACUGUUUCAUAUGUUUUAUAUCACUGCCACAUGCCAUCAAAACUUUUAGAUAUUCGAGCGUAAUGUUCAUAAAAAAUGAUGUUAUUACUCAUCUUGAAUAUCUUAAACUAUGGCCCCCCAUUUCUUUCAGUUACUUGCACGACGAUCUUGGAAAAUUAUCAGUUAUAAAAUGUUUUGACAGAAACAACUAUUUGAUUAUCCUCCAUGUUUGUCUGGCCGCUAAAUGAAUCUACAUAUGCUGACCACAUUUUUUUAAAAAAUAAACAAGAAAAUGAUAAUUAUAAAGCUUUCGUAAUAAAAUCAGAUAUUACUGAUCACUAUAGUACAGUAUCAACUCUACCCCUCAGCCUUGCAGAUUUUAUACAUACUAACCCUAAUAAAGCCAAGUAUAAAGAAUAUAUAGACUAUGAAAAAUUAAUAAUAGACUUAAAAUCUGAAACCUGGAACAACUUAUAUAAUAUAAGAAAUGUCCACGCAGCAACUAAAUAUCUGACUGCAACAAUCACUGAAAGUAUAUCAAAAAAUACCAAGAAAAUUAAAAUAAAUCGUAAAGACCGUCCAAGAAAAAACUGGGUAACUGCUGGACUAAUUAAAUCAAUCAAUGAAAAAAACGAGAAAUAUAAAUUAUAUAAGACAAAUCCAACAGACGAAACAAAACAAAAUUAUUUGUACUAUAAAACUAAACUCUGUCAAUUGAUCAACAUUUCAAAACAAAAAUAUUACACAGAAAAACUACAAAACGACAAAUCCGACUCUAAAAUGCUAUGGAAUACCAUAAAUCAGAUCUGUAAUUCAUCCAAACCUGAAACAAAAGUUGAGGAAAUAAACGUCCAUGAUACAACACUUAACACAAGUAAAGAUAUUGCUGAUGCAUUCAAUAAUUACUUUAUAGAAAUAGGGAAAAGAUUAGCAAUGAAAAUAAAUAAACCUAACACAAAUAUUCCGCCUACAAAAUGUAUACAACAAUCGAUUUUCUUAGAACCUGUGUCUGAGAAUGAAAUACAAAAUGCCAUACACAGUUUGAAAAAUAAAAAAAGUCCAGGUCUUGAUGGUAUACGAUCAGAAAUAUUAAAGAGAAUUUCAUCCGAAAUUAGUAAGCCCUUAACGUACAUAGCAAACUUGAUAAUUGAAUCGGGAGAAUUUCCAGAUGAUUAUAAAGUAGGAGUAGUAAAACCCAUCCACAAAUCCGGUGAAAAAACAGAUACUAGCAAUUACAGGCCUAUAACUCUAAUAUCCAACUUUGCAAAAAUUAUUGAGAAAAUUAUAAAAACACGACUUCUAAAUUUUUUUGAUAAACAUAAUCUGAUUAAUGAAAACCAAUUUGGAUUCUAGAAAAACAAGUCUACCCAAGACGCAAUUUCUUUUUUGACAUCAAAAUAAUUAUACAAAUUACUGGACCAAAGUGAAUAUACCCUGUGUGUGUUUUUAGAUCUAGCCAAAGCAUUCGACACAGUAGACCACUUGCUACUAUUAGAAAUCUUACACGACUCAGGAAUUAGAGGCAAGAAUUAUAACCUCAUGACAAGUUACCUUUACAACAGAAUACAGUGCGUACAAAUAAAUAAUUCCUUAAGCGCAAACACAUUCAUAUCGUACGGUGUCCCACAAGGGACAGUGUUAGGCCCCUUAUUAUUUACACUUUACAUUAAUAGCCUACUGAGCUUAAAAUCUGAAGGGACAAUCAUAUGUUUUGCAGACGAUACUACUAUCAUUUAUUCGGAUAACAACUCGUGGGAUGAUCUAAAAGUGAAGGUUGAAAGAGACUUAACGAUAAUUGCAGACUGGUUCAGACAUAAAAGCCUAACUAUUAACUUUCAAAAGACUAUGGUCAUGCCAUUCACAAAUCACAGAAACAAAUUACCAUCCUUUGUAUCUAUACAGAUUAACUGUGAUAAUAUAAAUACUCAAAUAAAUUUAACAAACAAAAUGAAAUAUUUAGGUGUAUAUUUAGGCUCACAUUUAAAAUGGAAUAUACAUAUUGAUCAUAUAAUAACCGAUUUGAGACCAUUAUUGUUUAAAUUCGAGUAUCUAAACAAAUAUUUGAAUAAAAGAACAAUGAAAAUUUUAUAAGUUACGCAAUAUUAGGUUGGGGUGGAUAACCAAAUUAAUAAAUUAGAAAUUAUCCAAAAACAAUUUUUAAAAAUAAUCUUCAACAAACUACUCUUAUACCCAUCUCAUCUGUUGUAUUCUGAAGCAAAACUAUUAGACCCUAGGCAACAAUUUUUUUAUAAAAUUAUAAAUUAUCAAUUUCACGAUAGAAAUAACCUUAUUCCGUUAGAUCACUUAUCUCAAACUAGAAACAAAAUCAACAACAUUAAGCGAACACCUUUCACCUCAAAAAGUAUAGGCCAAAGAUGUCAUACUUACCUUUCCAGUAGAUUAUAUAACAUAUUACCAAAUUAUAUAAGAAAUAUUUCAAAUAAAACAAAAUUCAAAAUUGAAACCAAAAAAUUUAUAAUUGAAAAAAAUCGACAUCAAAUUGCAAACAUGAUACGUAUGACAGAAAUUUAAAAUGAAUUUAAUAGUAAAAACCCUCCAACGUUCAUAUACUCGUAUAUGUGUGUAUGUGUGCAUCUAUUCAUGUGUUUAUUUGUAUGAUAUAUGUAUAUAUGUAGUCGUAUAUAUGUGUAUAUUUAUGUAAAAAUUUAAGUUAAUACCCACGCACAAGAAUUUAUUCUUCUGUGGGUAAAUUCAGUUUAUUCACGUAUACCUAUAUUAGUUUUAGUUAUAUUUGUAUGUUACGUGAAUAAAAUUAUUAUUAUUAAUUAUUAUUAUUAUUACUUUUAAGAAACAUGACACCACGGUGUCACUAAAUAGUAAUUCAAGACAAACAUGGAGGUUUAUCGGCAUGAAAACCACUGGAUAAGUCUCAGAUGUCUUAUUAUCGGUAAUGCACGAAAACAAUUCCAAUCAAUCAAGUAACCCAACAAAGUUAUGUAAACGAUUUUCGAAAAAAUGCAAUCAAAAUAUGUUUAGAGUUCAAACGUAUCUGGAGGUAAGUACAUUCGCAAUAUUACAAACUUUAGGUUUCACCUUGAAUUGUAUAACAUCUGGCAAGCAGAUGACUUUUUGUAUAGAUGAAAAAUACUAGUGCCCUUCCGCAAUCUUUGUAACGGUCAUAUUAACUUUUGAGAGACAAAACAAGACACAAUUCAUCUAUACAAAAAUGGAAUGUCUUCAACAACUAUUUACAAUGUACAUAUUUUUAUUGAAUAGUACCCACACUGUUGUUGUGUGUCAGUACCAAGGCGCAUGUAAACUGCUGGAUUUGAAAAAUAUCAUGACUAGUGAGUGGAUAAAGUAUGUUAUCAUGAAAAAUGCAAUGUAUGGAAUAUGCUUAGAAUAGGCAUGAGAAGGAUUAAAAUAUGAAAAAAAAAUGAUACCAUUUACAGAGCUCGCUCAAAAUACUUUUCAAUGAAAUAAAUACUCUUCAUUCACUGAAAUAUCACGAUCUCAGUCAUGACAUUCAAUUUGUAAGAAAAUCAGCAUGUGAUUUCUUUCAUUAGACGAAUUGUAUAUUCAGCCUAAUUUUAGAUAUUAUUUAUAUUGUUCUCAUUGUUUUAAUGCUAUUAUUUAAAUAUUUUGUUAUGUAUAGUUUAUUCAUAUUAUUUGCAAAUAAAUAAUAAAUCAC